Bombina bombina (fire-bellied toad) is the source of this 744-nucleotide messenger RNA. It is a transcript of the gene C1QL4, whose product is annotated as complement C1q like 4. The record is from RefSeq and is a predicted model, not a curated record. The coding region runs from base 1 to 744 and encodes 247 amino acids. The transcript is spliced from 2 exons. Lineage: Eukaryota; Metazoa; Chordata; Amphibia; Anura; Bombinatoridae. Gene Ontology annotation, molecular function: protein binding.
AUGGUCCUGAUCCUUUUGGUAGCCAUCCCAUUGCUGGUCAGUAGUUCCAAAACCAGCACGCAUUAUGAGAUGCUGGGCAGCUGUAGGAUGGUUUGUGAUCCUUACACCCAACAGACACAGGGAGCAGCUUCAGCAGAGUCUAGCCAAGAACUGACACUUAUCUCACCGCCACCCCACCUGCAGGGGGGUAAGGGAGACCAGAGUAAGAAAGGCAAGUCAGGAAUCAGAGGACUUCCGGGGCCACCAGGGCCACAAGGUCCCAGAGGCCCACCCGGAGAGCCAGGAAGGCCGGGACCACCUGGACCACCGGGUCCUGGACCAGGAGGUUACGUUUCUUCUUAUUACAGCCCCAAAAUUGCAUUCUAUGCUGGGUUAAGGAAGCCACACGAGGGAUACGAGGUGUUGCGUUUUGAUGAUGUAGUGACCAACGUUGGAAACUAUUAUGAGCCCUCCACUGGCAAGUUCACCUGCCCCUUGCCCGGAAUUUACUUCUUCGCUUACCACGUGUUGAUGAGAGGUGGGGACGGGACCAGCAUGUGGGCUGAUCUGCUGAAAAACUCACAGGUUCGAGCCAGUGCUAUCGCUCAGGAUGCAGAUCAAAACUAUGACUAUGCCAGUAACAGCGUCAUACUGCAUCUGGACGUAGGGGAUGAGGUAUACGUCAAACUGGACGGAGGCAAAGUGCAUGGUGGCAAUACCAACAAAUAUAGCACCUUCUCUGGCUUCAUCAUCUACCCUGACUGA